AUGGCCGAGGUGUUAACCCUUUCAUACUUGGGGACUAUUGAUCCGACUCCCAUCGAAUCCAACUCCGUGGUUGCUUUCACCACAUUCAAAGAUCUCAUAUCCUACUUGUUCCGCAAGGGAAACGAAGAGAAGGAUGUAAACCAUGCCACCAUUGUAGUAAUCAACCAACGCUACGAUGCGCAAUCUAGCAUUAAAGACUUGGACUCGCUUUCGUUUAUUGAUAAAAGGCUUCUUCUUAGGUAUUUUUUCAACCAUCUUAAUGUCAUUGCCAUACAUUACAACGAAUUGAACAAGUCGCCCGUUUUGAACAGAUUAACUACAAACAUUGCAUCACAUAUUAGCCAAAGGAUCACCAGAGUUGAAACUUGGACCGGCACUGGAUUCAAAGGCAUAAAUGACGUGUGGACAUUUAUUGAUAAUGAAGAGGAAAAAUUCACUGAAUCUUCCUUUAUAUCAACUAUGUCUUCGUUGUUGUCAAGUAACAUCAACAAAAACCACAUCACUACCAAGAGACUCAUUUCUCUUAAGGAUUUGAUUAUAAAGGAAAUAGACUUUUUGGACUUGUUAACCACUCCGCAAGAGCGAUUGCCCAAGAUUGGUGAGUACGUGGGACAUUGGUGUUUCCCAGCGCAUGAACUCUCCAAUGAUGACUUGGUUUACUGUGUUUACUUAAUGAUCAAGUAUUCCUUGGAUCAAUUGCCACGUGAUUGUGGUCUUCAUUUUCCAUCUAAUAAUGAGCUUUUAGGGUUUGUGUUUCUGGUUAGAGAUACCUAUAGAAAUGGUAACCCUUUUCAUAAUUUCAGGCACGCCACGGAUGUCUUGCAGGCAUGCUUCCAUUUCUUGAUUAGAUUGGACUGCUUACCUGUGCCUGAACAAAUGACGUUAGAUCCAAACGGACCAGAGAUACAGAAUCUGGAUAAAUGUAAAUUUGAAGGACUUGUAGAGUUAAAGUCGUCCGGUAAGUACAUCAGUGAGGUGAGCAAUGUCUCUCCAGGCGGGCGCCGUCUCAGCACCUUUAACAUUGGUCACUUAAAUCCUAUAGAGACAUUUGGGUUGUUAAUAGCGGCCAUUGGACAUGAUGUGGGCCAUCCUGGUGUGACAAAUGCAUUUAUGACUAAGUACUUUGCACCAACUUCGUUAAUGUACAAUGGGAAAUCAGUUUUGGAACUGUUCCACUCUUCAAUAUUUAUAAACAAAGUGUUGUCAGUAAGUUGGCCAUCUUUAUUAGACGUGUUCAUGGAUUCAAAUGAGAAACUAACCAUGAGAGAAUUAAUAAUCUCUUGUAUCUUGGCAACAGAUAUGGCAGAGCAUUUUGAAUAUAUUGGGAAAAUAGCUAUGUUUAAAGAUGAUAUUAAGAGCUCGCCUGAAAGUAAGGUUCAAUUGAUUUCAUCAUUAUUAAUAAAGUGUGCUGACAUUUCAAACGUCACCAGGCCCUUGAGAGUUUCGGCUCAGUGGGCAUUGGUAUUAUCUAGAGAGUUUGAUGAAGUGGCGAAACUUGAAAAGAACAUAAUAGCGAAUCAAACGAGUGAGUCUGUAACUGAAGACAUUGAUCUUGAUCCAAAGUAUAUUAAGUUACCAAUCUCAUUACAAAAGAUUAUAGAAGCUCAACCAGAGAUACACAAGGGGCAAAUAUUCUUUAUUGAUGUAUUUGCUGAAAGUUUGUUUAAGAGCGUUGUUGGUGUCUUACCUGAAUUACAGUAUACUUGUGACGUGAUUCUGAGCAACAAGUCGUUCUGGUAUGAAAGAAGAGAUAAGGUAAAUAUAUAG
Dujonia railenensis is the source of this 1767-nucleotide messenger RNA. Lineage: Eukaryota; Fungi; Ascomycota; Pichiomycetes; Serinales; Debaryomycetaceae. The record is from the annotation of a GenBank genome assembly.